GUGCUGCAAGCCGCUCCUGCUCCUCACUAAGGUCCCCAUCCCUUCCGUUAACGGCUUUCUUGCAGAAGAAGCGGAACUCAGAUGCGAAGGUGCGAUUCCAUACACCACACACACAUGAAACGUGGUGAAGGGGAGAUGCAUCGCCCUGGAUGUGCUGUUGUGCUGCUUCAGGUUUGAUGGGAGGCCGCCGGGUCGCCUACGAGGCUCUGGACGACGGCCGGUAGGGUAGAAAUAUGGGCGAGAGAUUGAGCUCAGGGGACCCUUUCCCGUGUGUGUGUGUGUGUGCUGUUCGUUCCAUGCCAGGUGUCGCCUCGUCUGCCUCCCUCUCCCGACGGUCGCUAUAGCCCUUCCCCUCCCGGCCCUCCGAGGCGCACCAACUCCAGACAGCACGACUUCAUGCCCCUAGAUGACCGUCGUCCUCCCCGUGACUUCACGCCUCCUUACCGUGGCAGCCCGUCACCCUCCCGACCGCCACCGCCCAGCAGGCGGCGCAGCGACGUCCGCGGCAGUGGGCCAGAGCCGUCGAGGUGGGAGAUGGACAGAGGGCCGCGCGAUCACUCUCCCCAUGGGCCGAUGCGCCACUCGCGUCCGAGCAGCCGCUCCAGGUCACCAUCUCCCCCGCGCAAGGCUGCACGGAGUGAGAGAGGCCGCGGUUUGCCCUCGCCACGAUCGCAGGACAGGAGGCCGCCCAGCCGGCCGGGAGAGGGGAGGGACAGGCGGAUGUUCGACUCUCGUGACCGGUCGUCAUCUCGAUCUCGUUCGGUGAUAUCGCGCCAUCGGCUGUCGCGCUCGCCCAUCGUCGACCGCAGACGACGGUCCAGAGAAGACAUGGAACGUAAGCAGCGACACGAUCCAUCCGUGCAUAUACGGGGUCUGCAUGUAUUCGUUUUCGCUGCCUGUCGCUGAUCCACCAUAUAGGUUCCAGGCGCCGCGCCCUCAGCCCGCUAAGGCAGGAGCCGCUGCCCCCCCUCCAUCCUCGCCCCAACGAUCGGCCGCUCUUCAAUGGUCGCCGCGAUCGAUCGCCACCUCACGCCCUCGACCGCUCACGUCACCCGCCGCCAUACCCGCACCCACAUCCGGCAUCGCUGAUCGCCGAUUUCCCUCUCAAGCCACGACUCGUCCACCCAGAGCCGAGGCAUCACCAGCCGGACGUUUUGAGGGUGCCUGCCGGCCCCAACACCAACCCCAUUCCGUCGCCCAGCAGCGCGUCCAACAACGGUCAUGGUCGGCCUUACUCGCGGGAUCGGUCAGUGAGGCGAGGAGAGAGGGAGGCCGAGCCUCAGCGGACGUCGCCCAUCACACCGUCGAUGCGCGCCAAGGACGUGGAUAGGGAGCUGGUGCUGCCCGAGAUGCCUCAGGAGCAUCCCGAGCGUCAGCGGGACGAUGGGAGGGGGGACAAAGGAGGAGAUGUGUCCAGGAGGAACCAUGAGAUCAAGCGGAAACGGGAGGAGUCACCGAGGCAAGCUGAGGAGGACGCGCAAUGGUCGGGGGCCGCCGAGAGCGUGGCCGCCGCAGCUGCUGCGGAGGCUGCGGGUGCUGCUCUGAGCAAGGCUAAGGCUGGUGAUGGUCCUGCUCAAGCAGCUGGGGGUUUUGUGGUGACGAGGUUGCCCCCCAAGCGACGCAUCAGUAUCAUGUUGCCGCUCAGGCAGAAGGAGGAGCCCAACCAGACGGCCGACAAGCAAGCGGGACGUGAGCGGGACGACAAGGCGGCGGAGGUUCACGGGAGAGAGGAGGAGCCAGCCAGCGAGCCCACCAAGGAGGCCUCCGAGCCAGUGGUCGCCCAGGCAGAAACGACACACCAUCAUCCCCUGCCACAGCCCCCAGCCGUCCAGCACCAGGAGGACAUCCAUGAAGAGCCGGCAAAGGCGCCGCCGCUUCCGGCGGGCGAUGUGGAUGGGGCUGGGGAUGCCGUGGAUGCGUAUCGGCCUGUGAAUUGGACCAGCUGUGCUCUGACGGGCCACUGGGCGCUGCUGGAGGGAGGGGAGAAGCUGAGGGCACUGCUGACCGGUCGGCUGGACGACGCCCUCGACGACCGACAGAAGGAGCAACUCGCCAUGGCUGCAAACAGGUGGGUGGGUCGGGAUAGCUGCACGAAAGGGGAGGGAGACUCUGGUCAGUGGGGCUUGGUGCAUUUGUUUGUUGAUGGCUUUUUGUGCAGGCGUGCACUGUGGGUGCAGCUGGUGUGCCGCAACUGGCUGGUGGGCCAAGGGGACGAUGCAGAGGCAUCAGAGAGCAACCCGCCCUCUUCACGACCUGAUUGAGCAGUGAAAAGGGCGUGUGUAAUGGGGGGAGUGUGUAAUGGGCAGAGUGUUGAUUUCAUGGGUGUUCUAUCUAUCUAGAUAGGCAGCUGAUAUGCAUGGUACCUCACCUCCAUGAACACGCGACGUUCGUAUGGUAUGGUUGGUACGGUGGGGUCACAUUGACGCACUAUCGAUAAAAAGAACAUGUCGG
Messenger RNA from Vitrella brassicaformis, 2451 nucleotides. Lineage: Eukaryota; Vitrellaceae. The record is from the annotation of a GenBank genome assembly.